CCGCCUAAAACCAGAAAAAUCUAGAGUCCAAACGGGGGUGAAAAAUGGCUCCUCGAAGCCAGAUUUCUUUGCUUUCUACCUUGUUUUGUAGUAUAGCAUUCUUCACUUCCAGAGCAGAAGGACAGACUGGUGCUGAGCCACAAGUGACUAUCGCACUUGGACGGCUCAAAGGGAGACAAACAAAUGUGAAGGGGACAGACAGACUUGUAAACGUUUUCCUUGGGAUUCCUUUUGCAAAAGCACCUGUUGGAUCCUUGAGGUUUUCCCCACCUGAACCACCUGAACCCUGGAAUGAUCUGAGAGAUGCAACUUCUUACCCACCACUAUGUCCUCAAGAUCUGUCCAUGUUGAAAACAGCUGAAAAAAAUUUUAAAGAAAAACACCUUCCAUUCCAAACUUCUGAGGACUGUUUGUAUCUAAAUGUUUACAGCCCUGCUGGUUCAAACAAGAAGGACAAGUUACCUGUAAUGGUGUGGAUCCAUGGAGGCAAUUUUAUAUUUGGUGGUGCUUCUAGGUAUGAUGGUUCUGCACUAUCAGCCUACGAGAAUAUUGUGGUAGUAAUAAUUCAGUACAGACUUGGACUCCUUGGAUUCCUCAAUACUGGUGAUCAACACGCUCGUGGGAACUGGGCAUUUUUGGAUCAAGUUGCAGCUCUUCGGUGGAUCCAAGAAAAUAUUGAACACUUUGGUGGAGAUCCAGGAUCUGUCACACUCUUUGGUGUAUCUGCAGGAUCUUGCUCUGUUUUUGCACAUGUUUUAUCUCCUUUGUCUAAGGGUCUCUUUCAUAAAGCAAUAUCAGAGAGUGGAAUUCUAAUCCCCCCUGAUAAAGAUUUACUUCUUUCAACAGACCUUAAGAAAAUUGCAAGUAUAUUUAAGUGUGAGACGAGCAGUUCACUCUCACUGAUAAACUGCUUAAGGAACCAGGAAGCAAAGGAUAUAGUCUUUAACAGUAUGGAAAUCCCAUUUCUACCAUUAGUUUUGGAUGGAGUAUUUCUUCAUAAGUCACCUGAAGAGAUAUUGGCUGGAAAAGAAUUUAAUGCAGUCCCGUUUAUGAUAGGAGUCACCAACAAUGAAUUUGGCUGGAAUAUUAGAUCUACAUCAAAAAUACGAGGUUUGAAGGAAAUAGGAGAUAAAAAAUCAAUCACUUCAACUUUAGAGUUUUUACUACCAAUGAUGGAUGUACCAUCAGAGGUUCUGCCUGCGAUAGUGGAUGAAUAUCUAGGAAACACAGAUGAUCCUGCUGAGCUACGGGACCUAUUUCUGGACUUGCUAGGGGAUGUAGCAAUUGUCAUGCCAUCCAUUAAAGCAUUGAAUUAUCACAGAGAGUCUGGGGCUCCUGCCUACUUCUUUGAAUAUCAGCAUCGACCCACUUCAUACUGGGAUAGUAAACCAGAGUAUGUGAAAGCUGAUCAUGGAGAUGAAGUUGGCUUUGUCUUUGGAGGACCGUAUCUGGCCGGUGAUAUUCAGCUACGUAGUGAAGUUACAGAGGAAGAAAAGAACCUUAGUAGAACUCUAAUGAAGUACUGGGCUAACUUUGCUCGAAAUGGAAAUCCUAAUGGGGAAGGCUUGGUUGACUGGCCAUCUUAUAACCUAAACGAAGAAUACUUACAGAUAAAUCUAAAACAAAAGAAAGCCAGAAAGUUGAAAGAAAAGAAGGUAGACUUCUGGAGAAAGGUGAUGUUUGAAAAGACAAAUAACAAAAGAACAGAAAACAAGAAGGUUAAUUCAGAGUUAUAAUUUACAGUCUAAACAUGC
This is a messenger RNA of Fulmarus glacialis (Northern fulmar), 1754 nucleotides long. RefSeq names its product fatty acyl-CoA hydrolase precursor, medium chain-like. The record is from RefSeq and is a predicted model, not a curated record. The transcript has 13 exons. Bases 45 to 1736 code for a protein of 563 amino acids. Lineage: Eukaryota; Metazoa; Chordata; Aves; Procellariiformes; Procellariidae.